AGCGUUAAAAUUUAAUGAACGUUGGCUGCAGUUGCAGGCUUCCAACGGCAGGGGCCGCUCUAUCUAAACCGGUUACCGUGGUUACCGGGUUGCCUGCCGACGCCGGUGAAGCGCUGAGGGAAUUCCUGCUCCAACUGCGUGAAAGGCUGAACUCCUCGAGAGGAGCAACCGAGGGAGGUUCUCGAUGCAUUUAGCAAGACCGAAGUCUUCCAAAGGGAGGAGCAGACCCGCCGUGGACGGCUCGCUGCGCGCCGGCGGUCCGCACGUCGACCCGAAACUCCCGGAGGGUCAUCCCAGGGGCAAGCUGGACGGGAGUCUCCGCUCCCGGUCCGAGCCUGAAAUUCGGCAGGCCCGCAGGUGGGACAAGGAGGGAGUUCUGCAUUUGCUGCAACAGGCUCCCGCGAGUCCACCGGCGUCCCUGAACAGGUACCGGGUCCUGCCGUCCAUCAGGAACAGGCGCUCCGAGGAGAGGCCGCGGAAGAGCCUGGAUGAAAUGAUGCUCCAGCUCAGCCUGUCAGACGGAGCGGGCGCCCGGAGCAAGAGACCGGAGGAGGACAGGGAUGACGGACAGCCCCGCGGCGAGGGAGCACGGCCAGGAUCCCCGGAAGCAGCCCCGCCGACCACCAAAGCGGGCAGCUUGCUGCUGGCCAUCCGAGCGCCGUGCGGGCGGAGGUUCGAGCAGCUCUUUGACCCCGCAGACACCCUGCGGGCGGUGAAAGCCAGCGCAGAGGCCCGGUUCGUUGCCACCUACAGAGAGGCGUUCAUCGAGACCAUGGAUAUGCCACGCAGGACCUUCACGGACAUGGACAUGACUCUGGCCCGGUGUGGCAUCCCGAACAGAUCGGUGCUGUGCAUCUCCCAGAACGGCGACCGCGUUCAACAAAACGUCAAAUAAAAGCAACCAAGCGCCCUGCUGUGGUCCAUCUGCUGAUGAAUGAUGCGCGUUUUUGAACAAAAAUGAUGCAUGUGAGAAAUCAGACCAGACACGUAGUCCAUUGCUUGUUUCUUUGAGGGGAUUAUGCACAUCCUAGACAGGUCAACAGCCCAAUUACCUGGCAACCCAGACAAAAAAAACAAAAACACGCAGGGUCUGAUUCCUGAGGGCACUUUAGAGAGCCAAAGACCGGUAAACAUGAGAUGCAUGUUUAUGCAUGCAAGCCAGAGUUUUGUAGUCUAUGAAAAGCAAAUUUAAAUCUACAAAAAGAAAAAAAAAUCCAGAAAUGGGUAUCAGCAUCUCUCUAAUGGGAGGACUUUAUCUUGUUUCAGCAGAAAGCGAGACCAUCACAUGAUACAACUUACGUUUCCUGCAGUGAUUUUAAGCCUUAAAGCAGUGUUCAUGAUGGAUCUAAAAUAUCAAGCCAGUUUAAUCCAAAGUUGACAUUUUUUUUCUUUGCAACUCCUUAGUUUUUGCAUGCCAAGUAAAGCUUUUUAUUAUGAUGCCAUUUAUCAUGAAAUUCGUAUUUUCAGUGUUGCAUUCUGUAGAAUAAAUAAAAGCAGAGUCAUUUCAGAUAAAGGAAAAGACUCAAACUGGGCUGAAUCAAUCCCUCUAACAUGCAUUGGUUUUUACAUUUGGUCUAAAUGGAUCCAGAAAAUCAUUCCUAAAUAGUUUAAAUUAUUGCGUCCACAAACCAAACGCUGAACAAAGAUGGUUGCUGGUCACUGAAGUUUUUUUUUUAUUAAAACAAAGUCCACAAAAGGAGAUGCGUGGUUGCAUUUGAUACAGGCUCUUGAUACGCGACUGAAUACAGGAAGCCGGCGGCAGCAGAGAAAUUAUGCAACAGGUUUUGAGAAAGUGCGCUUUGUUUUGCUUAAA
This is a messenger RNA of Fundulus heteroclitus (mummichog), 1813 nucleotides long. It is a transcript of the gene ubxn10, whose product is annotated as UBX domain protein 10. Gene Ontology annotation, molecular function: protein binding. NCBI's taxonomy places the organism in Eukaryota, Metazoa, Chordata, Actinopteri, Cyprinodontiformes, Fundulidae. Bases 185 to 895 code for a protein of 236 amino acids. The transcript has 2 exons. The record is from RefSeq and is a predicted model, not a curated record.